Theobroma umbraticum is the source of this 1739-nucleotide messenger RNA. It is a transcript of the gene RBL15, whose product is annotated as RHOMBOID-like protein 15. Lineage: Eukaryota; Viridiplantae; Streptophyta; Magnoliopsida; Malvales; Malvaceae. The record is from RefSeq and is a predicted model, not a curated record. Gene Ontology annotation, molecular function: protein binding; serine-type endopeptidase activity. Gene Ontology annotation, cellular component: membrane.
CGUUUUAUGCAACGACCAACAAACCUCCAAACACGCCCUAGGAGUAGUUGGGAGUUGGGAAAUACUUAUCCGGAUCCGUAUCAACCCAAGAUCCGAACCCGAAUUUUAAAAUUCGAAGACUCGAUCUGGAGAAUCCGGACUCCAAAGCUUCCUAUUUGCUACCAGUUGGUAGUUUCAAGAAGCUAAUAUCAUUUGGAUUUUUCAAACAAAGUCAUCAGGCCAAAGACGAAGAAACUGCAACUUGUUUUUUGCGCCAAAAAGAAAAAAUGAGACCUAAUAUUGUUUCAGAGGCAGGACUGCAAACUAGAGUAGGGCAAUGGUGGGAUAAUAUACCAUUCUUUACUUCAGCUGUGGUGAUUGUUUGUGGGGUUAUUUACUUGGUUUGUCUUUUGGUUGGAUAUGACUCUUUUUACGAGAUAUGCUUCUUGCCAGAGGCUCUUGUAUCACAUCUUCAAGUUUACAGGAUUUACACCUCCAUUAUUUUCCAUGGUUCGCUGUUACAUGUUUUGUUCAACAUGUUGGCUUUGGUUCCUUUGGGCUCUGAACUGGAGAGAAUCAUGGGAUCUAUUCGAUUGUUAUACUUGAUAAUUUUGCUAGCAACAAGCAAUGCUAUAUUUCAUCUCAUUAUUGCAUUGGUGGUAGCCCAUAAUCCUUUCCACACAGAUCAGUAUCUCAUGAACGAGUGUGCCAUAGGCUUCUCUGGAAUCUUAUUUUCUAUGAUUGUCAUAGAGACAAGUCUGAGUGGAGUUCAAUCUAGGAGUGUGUUUGGUCUUUUUAAUGUACCAGCAAAAUGGUAUGCCUUUAUCUUAUUGGUAGCAUUCCAGCUGCUUAUGUCGAAUGUCUCAUUACUUGGACACCUCUGUGGCAUUUUGUCCGGCUUUGCAUAUACCUAUGGCUUAUUCAACUUCCUUAUACCUGGACCAUCCUUUUAUUCUGCCAUAGAGUCCUCAUCUUGGCUUGCCAGCUGCGUGAGGCGACCUAAAUUUAUUUUGUGCAGUGGUGGCAAUACUUCAGCCUACAUUCCCACUUUCUCGGGUCAAACUUCACCCUCCAGUGGAUUAUUUUCUGGAAACAUUUGGAGAAACUUGUCUUCAUGGAUGCCACAGAGGGAGACAGCUGCUCAGUCUACACAAGAUGAUGUCAGAUUUCCUGGGAGAGGGAGGACACUUGGUUCUGGUCAAAAUACUGUUGUAAAUUCUGAUUCAAACCUACAAGCUAGACUUUUGGAUAAUAGUAGCCCCAACAAUCCAUCAGAUAUUGCAGCAGCUGGGGCAGGGCAGAGGCUUUCAAAUGAAAGGCGGUCACCGGUGAAUAACGUUGUUGCAGCAGGUGCUGGAGGUCCUCCACUUGCUGAGAUGCAACAGGUUUCAAUUGCUUCUGAGGAACAGAUCCAGAAACUUGUAUCGAUGGGUUUUGAAAGGACACAAGUAGAAGUUGCAAUCGCAGCUGCUGAUGGGGAUCUUAACGUCGCUGUGGAAAUUCUUAUGAGCCAGCAGGACUGACCUGCAAAGAUGUAAUCUCUUAUCAACUUUUAAACAAGCAUCCCUCAAGCUCGAUUCAAGCGGCCUACUUCAUGCGCCUUCAUGUCCAUAUCGUAUUUGGUCUUGUGGGUACUGUAUAGCAUUUCUGACAGAAGCCAACAAAGCGAAGAAAGAAAUAUUAUGAACAGGAGCAAUUGUUCUGACUUCUUUCUGAAGCUUUCUUAACCUGAUUGAGCAAUACAUAACUGUUUACUGAAA